AUGAGCGGCCCGCUUCGAAGUGUGCUGACCUUCCGCAGACCUGCAGAAGGCAUGGAGCCGUGCAUUCUCUCAGUGAGAAGGACUUUCUUGGACUUGUCCCCGUUUCCCACUGCGCUGCCCCGCAGUGCGUCAGCUCCUGGGCGAUCAGUGCAGCCGGUGCGUUCCAACUUCCACACGGCACCGACACCUUCCCAUCCGAUCCCAUCACAACAUCUCCAGGUACAGAGGGUGCCCAUUCCAUCGCUAACGAUGGAAAGAGUGGGAGCUUCCCCACUCCAUUUGGUGCCAGAGCGUGACACACGGCCAGGGCAGGCAAUGACACACAACGAUGCAGUGCGAAGGCCGCAGAAUCUUCUUGGGGCACAGGCACUUGGUGAGGUGCAAAACCCGCCAGGGCAGCACAGCAUGAUCACGCCACAGGCAUUGCAACUGACUGAGCACAGUCGGGAGCAGAAUUUUUUGAUGCCUCAGCACAUGAUGCAGCCAUGGCAACAAGCACCAAUGACACAGGCAGCGGCAAGCCAUGCAUCGUCAGAGCCUAUGAACAAUCCAACACCUGCGGAAUUGCACGAAGCAGGCGAAUGUCAGCCUUGCAAGUUCUUCUACGGGGCCACUUGGCCAGUGGGUCGGCGCUGCCACUUCGGCGACCGCUGCCCGAAGUGCCAUCUCUGCACCAAGGCACAGGCCAUGAAGCGCGUGAAGGUCUUAGGAUACAAGAGCCGUCAGCAAGCCAAGGAAGCCCAACCGGCCGAAGGUCACGUCCAUUACGGACCGGGAUCUGCAGGGCCGGCCGAGUUUCACCGAGAAGGCGGAGCAGGGAAGGAGGGAGGGAAGGACUUCUUGGGCUGGUACAUGGUGAAGUUGGAUCGGGUGGUCCUGGCACCGCCCGAGUGCAAUGAACAGGAGAUGGAAGAUUGGGUGAGACAAAGCGUCGGCUAUGGAUGUAGAAAGGGCUUGAAACCCGAGAGCCCGAACCAGGACAGCUUCUCCAUGGUAAUGGUGGAGAAUGAUUUUGCGAUGUACGGUGUUUAUGAUGGCCAUGGUCCAGCAGGCCACGACUGCUCGGACCUGUCCUUGAGGCACGCGAGAAGCGUGCGUGAGAAGCGAGAGAAGCUGCUCAAGGUUUUCACUGGGCUCUUGAAGAAGCUUUGCAGUGCCUUCUUAAACGACCCUGACCGAGAACGGGAUCCUGGCGCGGUCCUCACCAAGGUUUUCCUGGACACGCAAGAGAUCCUCAUGAAGCAAGGGACCUUUGAGACCAGCGGUACCACGUGUACCAUCGUGUAUCAUGAUAAGAAGCUCGAUAAGCUCACCAUCGCUCAUGUGGGUGACAGCCGCAGUGUGCUGGGGAAGAAGAAAGAUGAGAUGUCGCCCUGGGAGAGCUUGGAGUUGACCACAGAUCAUAAGCCCGAUCUUCCCAAGGAGAAGCAACGCAUUGAGAAUGCGAACCCUCCUGGCCGUGUGGUCUUCGACGGCUAUUACAACCAUCGUGUCUUCGCGAUGAACGGGAUGUAUCCAGGCCUCAACAUGUCCCGGGCGCUGGGAGAUGUGAUUGCACACAAAGAGGCGGGCCUCAGCGCCGAGCCGGACAUUUGCGUCAUUGACCUGAAGGCAGAGCGCGAGAAAUACGCCAAGCUCAUGCUGCUAGUGUGCACGGAUGGCGUUUGGGAGUUCAUUCUAAGCCAAGAGGCCAUUAACAUGGUGCAGAAAUUUCCUGACUGCCAACAGGCAGUGGAUCGGCUCAUGAAGGAAAGCUGGGAUCGAUGGAUGAAGGACUCCGACAAUGAAAUCACGGACGACAUUACUGCCGUCUUGGUGCACUUGUGA
Messenger RNA from Durusdinium trenchii, 1827 nucleotides. The record is from the annotation of a GenBank genome assembly. NCBI's taxonomy places the organism in Eukaryota, Dinophyceae, Suessiales, Symbiodiniaceae.